GAUUAACAUGUACAUAGGUAGUUUCUACGUGUCGAAAGAGUGAACAACCAAACACGGUGCGGGUCGAGUGUUUUUCAGGAAAAUUCGACUCGAUUCCUCCAACAGUUAACGUGAUUGCUGUACAUAAUGCGCCAGGGGUGAUGGAGACAGUGGGCAAACAAGUCCAGGUAGUGAGCGGACUGGGGGUGGGGGGUCCAGUAGGGCCCGUGGGCCCUGUGGGGGCAGAUCUGCAUCACCAUCAUCACCCCCACCCCCACGGGGGCCACGGCCACGGUCACUCGUUGGUCGGCUCAGCGGCGACCUCUGCGGCCCGGGGUCAGGCCCAAUCGCACCAGAGUCAGGUCCCACCACCCUCCCACAAUCAGCAUCUACCUGCCAGGUCUACCCCCAUUCAACUUCACAGGCCGACACAAAACUACAUCAACAUCAAGAGUAGCAGUCCAGCGUCGCCUAGGACAGUCGCCGGCAGCGGUACUUACGUGCAGUGUUCUAACGCCGGACCGAGCAGUACCGGUCCCGGAUUGGUGAGCAGUUCUGGUGGAACCGGAAGUGUCGUCGCCGUGACCGGAUCCGUCGCGAGCACCGGGAUCGCGGGUGGAACAGCAGCCGUGGCGGUUUCGGCGGUUGCAGCCACCACGGUCGGAGGCUUUGUCGCUGUCCCGGUACCCACUGGGCUUCGAUAUGUCCAUCCUUACCUGCCUCCACCGCUGCCCGCCCCAUCCGCACCCGUUAAUCUUAAUCAAACACCACCUCCCCAGGGUGCGGCGGCCGCCGCCUACACCAGAGACGUCUACAGAAACACCAACUCCAAUGUGAACGAACGAGUGGCGAUUAGCGUGAGCAGUAGUCCCGUGGGCUCUCAGGUGGGCGGUCUUGGUGGUCUUGGAGUUGGUGCAGCUGGCGAAUAUGUGGUGACAAAUCGGGGGGAGAGGCCGAGGAUAUCCAUGCUCUCUACACCUGGUGCAGCGGUGGUGGCAGCGGCCUCAACGGCCUCGCCAACGGCCCCCGAAUACCCAGUGGCAGCCGCUAGAAAUCCUCGGGGUAUGAUGCCCAUUCAGACGGCCGAUCAGUACUGCAAUCGAGGAAGUUCCGUCGAGAUGUCAUCCAUGUCCGAUGCACCUCCCUUCAAGAAAAUCCGACUCGGACAAUCCUCGCAGUCACAGUCCCAACCCCAGUCCCAGACCCAGUGUCAGAACCUCUUGUCCGCCGAUAUCAUCGUCAAACAGGAGCACGUUCAGCAACUCCAGCAACCGCUCAGGAUAGACACCAGGCCAACGCAAGGAGCGUAUACGCCUCAGACGGAAGCAAUUUCGCCGACCCCCGAGCCAAAUACGCAAGAGGAUGCUCAGUUUAAAAGCACGAAGGAUGAACUCCUUCAGCAAAUAGCUAAAGUUGACCGCGAGAUUGCGAAGAGGGAGUCGCAGAUCAGCAAGCUUCGGAAAAAGCUGAUAGAACUCGAGGAAGCGGCGAGUAAACCCCUAGAGGCCGGACUCAAGCGACCUGUCGAGGAACAAUCGCACCAACCAAAACAUCAGUCACCUGCGCAAAAAAUUUAUGCGGAUAAUAGGAAAAAAGCGGAAGAGGCGCACCGGGUGUUGGACCGACUCGGGCCGAAGGUGGACCUGCCGCUGUACAAUCAGCCCUCGGACACAGUCGUCUAUCAGGAGAAUCGUGAGAAGCACCAGACGAGUGUGCGGCCGAAGCUGAUCUUGCGGCUGCGCAAGGAGCACGCGGAACGAGCCAAUCAGCAUCGGAAGCAGUCGCAGACCUACGCCGUCCUCGUCCAGGACUGGCAUCGCAAAGUCGAGAGGGCCGAGUCGACCCAAAAGCGGAAAACGAAGGAGGCGAAGAACCGCGAUUUCUUCGAGAAGGUAUUUCCCGAGUUGCGAAAGCAGAGAGAGGAUAAAGAACGCUUCAACCGGGUCGGCGCUCGCAUCAAGAGCGAGGCUGACCUCGAAGAAAUCAUGGAUGGCCUUCAGGAGCAGGAGGAGGAAAUGUCGACAGAGUUAAAAAAUGCAAUUAGAGCCCGUCAGAUGGAGGACAAGAAGAUGAGAUCCUACGCUGUAAUUCCACCUUUACUUUUGGACGUGAAGCAGAGAAGAAUCGCCUUCCAGAAUCGGAAUGGUUUACUCCAACCGGACGAGCUAGAUUCGGUUCAUAAUGAGAGGAAAUUGAUCAACGUCUGGAGCUCGAUGGAGCACGAAUUGUUCAAAGAAAAGUACCUUUCACAUCCCAAAAAUUUCGGGGCGAUCGGCCAGUCCUUCGAACACAAAUCUGUACCAGAUUGUGUGCAUCAUUACUACCUCACUAAAAAAGCAGAAAACUACAAACAACUUCUACGAAAGUCGAGACGCACUCGUAGUUCUAGAAACAAUCCUAACAAUAAGGUAAAUAAUAGUAACUCGACGAUCGGGCCGAUCGACAUUCUCUCGACGGGUGUGACGACGAGGCUGCAACGCGAACAGCAGCAGAAGACACAGGAGAACCCUCAGAGUAAUUUGUCGGCGACGGUGACGGCGACGACAGUCACAACGACAACGACGACGAUGACGUCGUCAAGCGCGGCGACGACUACAACUUUGGCGUCAAGCACGACGACGAGCGCCUCCGCUGCCUCGAUAUUAACGACAAGUUCCUCGAGUACGGCCACCAGCAGCUCGAGUUCCUUGACGGAGUCGACGAGUUCCUCCUCGACGACGACCUCGACGACAACGACGUCGCCGUCUUGUUUGGCCAGCACCACGAGCACAACUUCCUCGACUGUCGUUAGUUUGAUGUCCGCUGUCAGUGCGAAGGACGCGAGGGAGGCAAACAAAGAAAAUAAGGAGAACAAGGAUGUCAAGGAUGUCAAGGAUGUCAAAGAUGCCAACAAGGAUGUCAGUGUGAAAAUUGAGAUCAAGGAAGAGCCCCAGAGUAGUUUGGAAACUACGACAAGACUAGAGGGAAAGAAUGCCCUUUCGAUAUCAACAAAUACCACCAGUUCGAGUUCAACGACAAUUUCAACGACCGAGUGCAAGGAAAAGAAGAAAAGUGUAAGUGCAACCGGAAGUGGAGCAAGCAGUGGCAGAACGAAAGACAAGAAGAAGGACAAUCACGCAGUUUCGGUGGAAACAAGUGACGAGGAAGCUCAACCCAUGGAUACCCUUGAAGGUGGUACGAGACAGUUGGGAGCUCACAGCUGCGCGAUUUGUCAGAGCACUGUUGAAGGUGGAAAUCAAAGUCGACCACUUUCGAGAAGUCAGGCUUCUCAAUAUGGAUUAAAGGAAGAACAGGUCGCACCUGGUGCUCGUGUUUGCAACACCUGCAGGUGCAAGGCUGUGCGAGGACGUUACAUCACGUGUCCUCUUCCUGGCUGUCCAAAUCUGAACAAUGCCAAUACCAAGAACAGAGUGAAAAGACUCCGGGCGCUGCCUGUCAAGUGGCUCGAACUCCCACCCGAAAUUCGGGAACCCGUCAUCAAAGAAUUUCAGAUACCUAACAAUGCAACCAAGUGCUGUUCGACCUGUUUCAAUCGGAUAUCGCGACGCCUGGCGCCUCAUUUGUCCGGUGGAGCCGACGCUUCCGAGGAGGGUAACGAUUCCGCGAUCGGACAGUGGACCGAGGAGGAACUCGAGCAACUCAGAAGGGCGCUUCGCGAGCAUGGGACAAAUUGGCCCAAGGUCUCGGAACAAAUUCCGGAAAAGACGAACCAUCAGUGCAAAAGCUACUAUUUUACCUAUCGAAGAAAGCACGCUCUCGACCAGGUGGUCGCUGAGUAUUAUCAGUCUCUCGGCGAAGAGCGUAGGCCUUGUCUCACCGACGAAGAGGAAAGUGGCAGCAGCACUAGUAGUUGCGACGAAAUUGCUCAGGUUCACGAUUCGAGUGAUACGGCGAGUGCAGGAAGUCCGGCAAACACGAUCUCAAGCACGACUCCAGCAGCGACAGCUUCCUCAACAACUGCCGGUCUGACAGUUUCCUUUUCUCAAGCGACAGAUCAAAAAGGCGGCGAGAAAGUCUCGGCGGAUAUCUCGGUUGUUUCUCUGGGACCCACCUCGACUAUGACCACUCAACCUUUGCCAUCGAGCGCACCUCCGAGUAGCAAUCGGGAAGAUUACGACAGUUCUGCCACGGAGACGGCGGACGAAGGUCAGGGAGGUGCCGACGUGGACAACAGUGUCGUGUUAACCGUGACAACCACCAGCAGUUCAAAUACUUCGGGAGUAGCUCAGCAUCAGCAGUCCCAGCAACAGCAGCCAAGACAACAGCAACAACAAUCUCAGCAGCAGCAGCAACAACAACAACAACAACCUCCGCCCAGUCAUUCUCCCUCGACGACGAGCAACACGAAUCCGCUCACUGUCAAGGAUCUGAUGUUGGGCGUAAUCGAAAUGCAACUCAAGAGAAACCCGAAUAGUCCCGCGAAUACUGGCAGCUCCUCCGUUCCCAUCAGUUCCGGCACACCCACCAUUUCCAGUAUCCUGAACACGGACCACCGGAACGACAUCACCUUUGUCCGGGAGUACAAACACUCGGCGAAUAUUCCCCAGGCGACGCCGAAUCGGGAAUCAAGUCUGGCCACUCUCUCGGUCGUUUCUAGUCCUCAUCACGGGCACAGAUCCGUGCCCAGUCCUCAGCAAAUCGGUCAAAUGCAAGCGACCAUCACCCCCUGUCCGCCCUCAGCACCCAGCCAAGGCCCACCCUCCUCGGAUCUACUGCCGAAGGAGGGCCUGGUCGUGAUGCAGGUUCAACAGGCGCUGCGCGAAACCGAGGGAACUCUGGAUCUCAGCAUCAAGAAGCCUCGCCAGGACUACAGUAACUCACUCCAGCCGCCUCACAAACCCGUGGGUCCUCUCUAUCGACCCGAGCCGCCACCCGGCGCCUACUAUCAUCCUCACUCGCACUCGGAACAGGGCCGCGGUGCAAAAAGUCCCCUCUACGUCUCCUCGCCGCGACCUCAGGCGCCUCUCACUCCGAAAAUGCUGCCCAAGGUUGCAGCACCGCCUCAUCCGAAGCUCUCGCCGAAACUCAGCACGAUGGGCAGCGCACACAAGGGCGGAUCAAUCACUCAUGGAACGCCAGUCUCGGGCGCGAGGUACGAGGGUCUUCUGCGAAUGACACCGCCGGGCAGUGUCAGUGUCUCGAAUCCGAGUCAAGGUGGUCCCAAGGAGACGGGAUCCAUUACCCAGGGCACGCCAGUGCAUCCCUUCGUCGUGGACAAGCGAGCGCCCAUGUACGACUAUCAUCGCUCGAUCCGACACUCGCCCGUCUCGACGGGCAACGUCGUCCCCCAGGGACAGAAUCCUGGCGUCGUGGUGACGCCGAGCAAUCAAUACAACUCCUAUCCAGCGAGACCGCCGCCGAGCUACACGAUAGAGCAGCAGCUGUCGUCGCGACAAAUUAUCAUGAAUGACUACAUCACGAGUCAGCAGAUGCACGCGCGCGGACGGGGAACAACGAGCACGUCGGCGGAGGCGCCGGUCAAGAAUGAGCCGCCCUCGACUCUCUAUUAUGCGGGGACUCCACCGCCGCCGCAGACGCACACUCAGCCGCGACAGGGAGUCAUACAGAGGCACAAUACUCAGAAGCCGAUUCUCUAUCAGCCCUCGGGGGCGCUUGAUGCUUUCGCGAGUCUGGUGGAUGUGGCGGCCCAGCAGCCGAGUUUGCCGGUGCCGCAUCCCCAUGUGCAUCCGGCGACGAGCUCGAGUGGCCACGAGGGCUUGGGCAAGACUAUGGCCGACAGACUUAUGGCGGAUCGUUAUGUGGAUAAUAAUCGGGCCUUCCGGGAGCAAGAGAUGAGAAUCCAGGAACAGCAUCAUCGGUUGGCGGCUAUACAGCAGGAACACAGAAUGGCGGCUGCGCAUCAUCAACAGCAGAGGGAUCGGGAGAGGGAAAGAGACCUGGCUCAUUUGCGCGAGAAGGAAGAACAAAGAGCGCAACGCGAGAAGGAAAUGCAACACGAACAUCGUAUGGCUAUCCAGCAGCAGCAGCAACAACAGCAGCAGCAACAACAACAGCAGCAGCAUCAGCAGCAGCAGCACCAUCUCCAACGAGAGAAAGAGAUGCAACAAGAGCACAGACUUGCCCAGCACGUUCAGCAGAGAGAAAAAGAGAUGCAGCAUGUCGAGCAUCGUCUCUCUGUCCAACAACAGCAACAGCAGCGGGAGAAAGAAAUCCAGCACAGUGAUCACCGAUUUUCAGUGCAUCAGCAGCGCGAAAAGGAGAUGCAUCAAAUGGCAGCUGCUCAGCGGGAGAAGGAACACCAGGAGCAUCGGAUGGCUGUUCAGCAGCGCGAGAAGGAGAUCCAACAGCAGCAGCAGCAGCAGGAGCACAGACUCGCGGUUCAGCAGCAGCGCGAGAAGGAAAUGCAGCAGCAGCAUGCCGAGCAUCGGAUUGCCGAGCAUCGAAUUGCGGCUCAGCAGCACCGGGAUCGGGAACUCGCUCAUCUGCAUCAGCAGCAGCAGCUGCAGCAGCAGAUGCAGCAUCAGCAGAGAUUCGAGGCCGAGAGACGUCACAUUGUGCAUGCAAUCUACAGGGAUCAGCACCAGCAGCAUCUGGAGAGGGAGCCUUCCCGGGUGAUGGGAUCCGGAUUUCCUCAGUCCUCGAGACAUCAGCAACCGCAGCAGCAGCAGCAGCAGCAGCAGCAACAACAACAGCAGCAGCAGCAGCAGCAGCAACCUUCAUCGAGGCAAAAUCAGCAGCAGACUGGAAGCCAACAGUCUGGCGAUGGUUCGUCUACUCUCACUGCCGCAAGUCUCAUCGAUGCCAUCAUCACGCAUCAGAUCAAUCAGAGUACUAAUGAUAAUUCGGCUGGUACUCCAUCCUCGAAUAAUCAACCUACGAGGCCCGGUGAUCGUCUCUUUCAGGGAUUUCAGAGAGACAGUCCCGCAGAGCCAAACGGUGUAGCUCACAGUCCUGCCAGUGAUAACAAUCCUGUAAAUAGCGGACCUGGAGGAGGAAGUGGAGGGGUCAGUGGAAACAAAGGUGUCACUCUUGGAGAACAUAUUGAUCACAUUGUCACGAAAGAUUACGGACCUCCACUUUCGUCUUAUCGACCCUACACAGGAUACCAGGUUGCCGAAGACCAAUGGAAGAGGCGAAAAGGAUUGGAAUCCGACUCUGUCAAAUCGGAGGAUGAGCGUCAAAUAAUUCGUGUCGCUCAGCAGCAGCAGCAGCAACAACAGCAAUCCUCCCAAUCCGCUCAAUCCGUCGGGAAGCAAUUCCACUCGGUGGAGCCAGUUUCGCCCCCCGAGACAACCACGAAUCACUACUCCCGACGCUUCUAUGAAACUGCCACUGCCACAACGACUUCCGGGACGCCUUCCAACAAGCACAGCCUCUCGCCGCUUGAUUAUGUGAAAAAUAAAAUCGUCGAGGUGAUGCGAACCUCUGAGGACGACAAGGGUGGCGGUGGCGAGCGCAACGGUGGCGGCUGCGGCGGCCUUCCCCCCGACAAGGACGACAAACCCGGUGUCGAGAGUAGUCCCGCUGGCGGCGAGAUCGUCAUCGACGAGAGCCCAAACCCUCCGGCAAAUCAGCAGCAGCAGCAGCAGCAGCAGCCACCCCCAGUUCCCGCGCCCACGACCUUUUAUCCCUUCAGUGCCCUGGGCGUUCAUACUGGGCCGCCCCCGGCGCCACCGCCCCCUUCUGCAAGCGCAUCCUUGCCGAAGCCAGAGCAGAUGCAACCUGAACCCGCGCCCCUACUCUCCGCGCAGUACGAGCCCCUCUCCGACGAGGACUGAUGAUGCAACGUACCUGCGCCAUCCAACUCUUCCUCCAAAGAGUCCUGAACUACUCGGCGCCAAGCCGAUUUCGGGCUUUUAUUUCGAUACUGAGAUGUUAAAAGAACAAUCUCUCGCGCGCGGAGUCUACGUCUCGAACGAUCAGUCUGGCCCGUGGUUUUCACUUUACCCGUCGUUGGUCGUUCUAAAAUAACCCGUUCUUGGUCGUCUAAACUAACCAAAUUUUCGUUUAAACAAACUAUUCUGGCGUUUGUCGUCUAAACUAACGACUCGGCUUCUUGAGUCGUAUUCUUACAUCUCUGACCUUGCAAUGUUUUGAGUUCUUUGAAUAGCCAAGUUCCACGAAGUUCAGGUAUUCUCCGAAUGUCGUGAAUUUUCCGAACAUCACGAAUUAUCUGAAUUUCUUGGAAUUUCUUUGAAUAUCGCGAAUUUGCUGAAUUUAUUGAAUUCUAUGAAUUUUUAAAUAUUUUUGAAUGCCACGAAUUGUCUGGAUUAUUUCAUUUCUUUUUGAAUAUCCCGAGUUCUCUGAAUUCCCUUGAACAUCACGAAUUCUCUGAAUUUCCUUCUUACAUUAUUUAUCACGAAUUCUCUGAUUUUCUUUUAAUGUCGCGAAUUCCCGAAAUUUCUUUAACUAUAACGAAUUUUUGGAAUUUAUGGAAUUCUAUACAUUUCUUCGUUUUCUUUGUAUAUCACGAAUUCUCGGAGUUUCUCAAAUUUGUUUAAAUAUCAAGAAUUUCCGGAAUUUAAUUAAUUCUCUGAAUUUCUUUGAACAUCAUAAAUUUUCUGACUUUAUGAAAUUCUUUGAAUAUAUUAAAUUCUAUGAAUUUUAUCAAUUCUUUG
Molecule: messenger RNA, 8558 nt
Organism: Belonocnema kinseyi
Lineage: Eukaryota; Metazoa; Arthropoda; Insecta; Hymenoptera; Cynipidae
Gene: Smr
Exons: 17
Coding region: 141-7718 (2525 amino acids)
Biological process (GO): regulation of transcription by RNA polymerase II
Source: RefSeq, a predicted model, not a curated record